CCCGACAAAGAAUCAUUCUUACACAGCAAUCGCGUACUUAAAAAGUUACUGAUCCAGAAUAGACUGAGUUGAGCUUGGGGACCUUCGGAUAGAUCCCACGAUACUAGGAUUUCCAGCUCUAUAAAUUCGGGCCGAAUAUCUCAAAGUCGAGUCUUUUCGACUGCGGGACAAAACGACAAACAUCUGAGAUUCGCUCCCGCCGCGACAAAACUCCCCGCUUUCCGUUCCGCCAUCGAAGCGCCGCGGCGAUGGCCUCCUCCUCCCUCGCCUCUCCGUCGCUCUACGCUGCCGCUCCCAGGAUCGCUCCGGCCUUCGGGCACCCGCGGACGCCGAGCCCCAUCGGCCUCCGUCCCGGGACGCUGCCUCCUCUCCGGCCGCCCGAGAACCUGAGGGUGAAGCUGAAGCUGAAGCCGCUCUGCACUUACGCCGCCCCGAACGCCGACAACCCCAGGGUCUACCGCCGCCGCGGCCGCGGCGGAGAAAGCGCGGGCCCUGGCUCCGCCACCAAGUACAGGACCGAGAACCCACCUCGCAAACAGGGCCGCGAGGCUCCUUCGAAGGAUGCUCCUGAUUUGGCGGAGAAUCGGGUAGAUGGCGAGGGUCGGCAGGAGCUGGCUUGGAGGGAGUUGAUCUGAUGGCUUUGUUGCAGGAGGGUAAGGUGGAAGAAGCUGUUGGGUAUAUGGAACGUGGGGUUCGAGCGGAUUAUGCUGUUUUCAGGGCGUUACUGGAAUCGUGCGAGAAUUCGAAGUCUCUCGAUCUGGGCAAGAGAGUUCACGAUUUGUUGAGGCGGUCUGGCUUGCCGGGCGAUGUCGAUUUGAGCGAGAAAGUGGUGAGGAUGUACGUGAAAUGUGGCAGUAUGAGAGAUGCGCGCCGGGUGUUCGACAGAAUGCGCGAGAAGGAUAUGAGUCUGUGGCACUUGAUGAUCAAUGGGUAUGCCGCGAGCAGCCAAGGAAAUGAUGGGCUGCUUUUGUUCGAGCAAAUGAGGAAGGCGGGGCUGGUCCCCGAUGGCGAGACGUUCGUGGCUGUUUUGGCAGCUUGUGCGAGCGCAGGAGCGGUAAAACAAGGGCUCAUGCACUUUGAUUCGAUGAGGAACGAAUUCGGUGUUGUUCCGAGCAUCGAGCAUUAUUUAGGGGUUAUUGAUGUGUAUGGAAGUUCCGGUCAUGUGUGCGAAGCAUGGGAUUUUGUCGAGAAAAUGCCUAUCGAACCCACUUUGAAGAUUUGGGAAGCACUGAGGAAUUAUGCUCGGAUUCACGGAGAUCUUGAGCUCGAGGACCAAGCCAAGGAGUUGUUGGUUGCUCUUGAUCCUUCCUGGGCAAUUGCCAAUAAACUCCCAUUACCUCCAAGAAGGAAGCAUUCUGCGGUCAACAUGAUUGAGGAGAAGAAUAAGCUGAGCGAGUAUCGAUGCAUCGAACCAUACAAGGAAGGGGGGAAUUCUAGAGGCUUGAAUGGGCAGAUGAGGGAAGCCGGGUAUGUACCCGACACGAGAUACGUCCUUCACGACAUUGACGAGGAGGCAAAAGAGAAGGCCCUGCAAUAUCACAGCGAGCGCUUGGCAAUUGCAUAUGGUUUGAUCAGCACACCACCAAGAACAACGCUGAGGAUCAUGAAGAAUCUCCGAAUCUGCGGUGACUGUCACAAUGCAAUUAAAAUCAUGUCUAAAAUCGUUGGGAGGGAGUUGAUUGUGAGGGAUAACAAACGAUUCCAUCAUUUUAGGGAUGGCCAGUGCUCCUGUGGAGAUUUUUGGUGAUGUUGGUUUUCCCUAGUGAUGGGAGCUCUUGUUCCUUCCAAGUUCUACCACUUUCCUUCCAGAGGAUCAAAUGAUUGUCUAGACCUGUGAAUUUGAUCUUGUACAGGAUGCUCAUAGUCACGGACCUAUAGCGAUGACAUUAGCACCUUUACUAUGGGUGAGAUCCUGGAAGGCAGUCUGAAUGUUUUUCACUUCGUCUCGUCCCUUUUUCAUCUGUGCAAUUUUCACCUCCUCCAUGAGUUUGGGGAAUGCUUUUCUCCUUUGAGAACAAUGACAACACCUACAAUCAA
Eucalyptus grandis is the source of this 2037-nucleotide messenger RNA. RefSeq names its product pentatricopeptide repeat-containing protein At2g15690, mitochondrial. Gene Ontology annotation, molecular function: RNA binding; zinc ion binding; protein binding. The record is from RefSeq and is a predicted model, not a curated record. Bases 635 to 1747 code for a protein of 370 amino acids. The transcript has a single exon. NCBI's taxonomy places the organism in Eukaryota, Viridiplantae, Streptophyta, Magnoliopsida, Myrtales, Myrtaceae. Gene Ontology annotation, biological process: RNA modification.